Messenger RNA from Hippopotamus amphibius kiboko, 824 nucleotides. RefSeq names its product C-X-C motif chemokine ligand 10 (gene CXCL10). The record is from RefSeq and is a predicted model, not a curated record. The coding region runs from base 50 to 346 and encodes 98 amino acids. Gene Ontology annotation, molecular function: CXCR chemokine receptor binding; chemokine activity. Lineage: Eukaryota; Metazoa; Chordata; Mammalia; Artiodactyla; Hippopotamidae. Gene Ontology annotation, biological process: inflammatory response; neutrophil chemotaxis; antimicrobial humoral immune response mediated by antimicrobial peptide. The transcript is spliced from 4 exons. Gene Ontology annotation, cellular component: extracellular region.
UGUUCAGGCAGUCUGAGCCUAUUGCUGAAGAACCUUCAGUUGCACCACCAUGAAUCAAAGUGCUGUUCUUAUUUUCUGCCUUAUCCUUCUGACUCUGAGUGGAACUCAAGGAAUACCUCUCUCUAGGACUACACGCUGUGCCUGCAUCAAGAUCAGUGAUCGACCUGUUAAUCCAAAGUCCUUAGAAAAACUUGAAGUGAUUCCUGCAAGUCAAUCUUGCCCACGUGUUGAGAUCAUUGCCACAAUGAAAAAGAAUGGGGAGAAAAGAUGUCUGAAUCCAGAAUCUAAGACCAUCAAGAAUUUACUGAAAGCAAUUAACAAGGAAAGGUCUAAAAGAUCUCCUUGAACACAGAGAGAGGCAUAAUCACUGCAAUGCUGAUAAGAAUCGACCAGAGAGAAGCUACCUCUGCCAUCAUUUUCCUACAUACAGUUUAUGUCAAGCCCUAAUUGUCUGUGGAUUGCAGUUCUCCUAAAAGGUGACCAAUCACAGCCACCAAAUUAGCUGCUACUACUCCUGCAGGGCGGUGGACGGCUCAUCAUCCUGAGUUGUUCAGUAGUAACUCUGCCCUGGCACUAUACUAUAAGCUAUGCUGAGGCACUACGUUCUUAGUGGAUGUGCCAAGUCCUAGCCCUGCUACUGACAGUUUCCUCACCUUUCCUAUUUUCUAAAGGUUAUUAAGGGAUCUUUCCACCUCUGGGCUUAUCAGAGAUCCUAGAAUCUCAAAUAACUCAAAGGUAUUCAAAGCAAUAAUACAAUCUGCUUUUUAAAGAAAGAUCUUUACUUCACGGGUUUCUACUGCCAUCCCUUCAAGGGGUCCAUAUUC